UUCCCACUUUCAAAGUCCUUGAUCUGCAGUCGUAGACUCGAGAGCGCCUUUUGCCGUCCGUCUCUGUCCUUGUACGCCUUCCGUGGAAAGCAGCGCUGGAGUCUCGGCAACCAUGGAGACAGAUGAAGACCAAUAUUCCCUCCUCGUAGAACUUGUCAAUAUGAAUGCGACAUACGACCCGAGCGAUGUGGAUAGCGAAAGUUUCAAACACUGCAGGAAGUCAUCCGUCAACGAUUUUGGCUCAAAAUUCAACCCAGCUUUCUGCUACGUCAACUUCCUCCUGAGUUACCUUGGUAACGGGCUCGUCCUGUACAUCAUUUAUAAGUAUGAGAAGCUGAACACGGUGACAAACAUUUUCCUGCUCAAUCUGGUCCUCUCCAACAUCCUCUUUGCCACCAGUCUCCCAUUCUGGGCAACAUAUCAUCUGUCCGAGUGGAUUUUCGGUAAUGUUUUGUGUAAGUUGGUCAGCAGCGCCUAUUUCAUUGGUUUCUACAGCUCCAUCCUUUUCCUCACACUCAUGACAUUCGAUCGGUACCUCGCGGUAGUGCACGCGGUGGCGGCCGCCAAGAGCCGGAAAAGGAGCUACGCCAUCAUUUCCUCCGCAGCGGUGUGGUGCGUAAGUGUCCUAGCCAGUGUGAAAGAGCUGGUUUUCCAGAAUGUUUGGAAGAGUCCUUUCAACGGGCUGGUGUGCGAGGAAUCGGGAUACCCCGACAGCACCAUGGCCUUGUGGCGUCUGGUCACGUACUAUCAACAAUUUCUGGUUUUCUUCCUCCUCCCACUGCUCAUGGUGACCUACUGCUACAUCAGCAUCACCGUCCGCAUCCUGUCCACCCGAAUGAAGGAGAAAUGUCGUGCCGUCAAGCUCAUAUUUGUCAUCGUCUUCACCUUCUUCGUCUGUUGGACCCCCUACAACGUCGUCGUCCUCCUCCGAGCCAUACAGAGCACCAGUCCAGAUGUGGAGUGCGCCGACUCGGACGAGCUGGACUACGCCUUGUUUGUGACCCAGAAUAUAGCCUACCUCUAUUGUUGCAUUAGUCCGGUGUUUUACACAUUUGUGGGUAAAAAGUUCCAGAGUCACUUUAAAAGGCUGCUUGCUAAGAAAAUCCCAUGUCUGAGGAGACACAUAAGUCUCAGCAGCCACAGCACAAGAUCCACAUCCCAGAAGACGCCGCAUUCUGAUCACGAGUACUAGAUAAGCCCACAAAUGAUGGACAUGUCAAUAGAAAUUGGACCGGAACAAGGAUAAGCAAUGAACAUUGAAGCGAAGUGAUCAUUGCGUAUGUAGUUUCUCAAGUAGGGUAACUUGAACUUUUUGAAAUGGGUUCUGUAUGCCCUUUGUGCAUUGGUAGCUAUUUUAUUAUCUUGUAGUGUUUUAAUUUGAAAAGAUGUUGCUUGAAUAUUGCGAUUCUCGCCGGGACAAUCACAUCUAAGUAUGUAUGCACGUCAUUAUUUGACGCAAAUUACGCCAUUGAUUGUUUUUGCGUGUGUGUGUCUCGUAUAGAGGUUUUAAUACUCCCUUGGCCUAUGAUGAAAUAUACAGUAAAUGCAUACUCUGCUA
Messenger RNA from Phycodurus eques (leafy seadragon), 1558 nucleotides. Its product is annotated as C-C chemokine receptor type 3-like. The record is from RefSeq and is a predicted model, not a curated record. The coding region runs from base 113 to 1192 and encodes 359 amino acids. Gene Ontology annotation, cellular component: membrane. The transcript has 2 exons. Gene Ontology annotation, biological process: immune response; G protein-coupled receptor signaling pathway; chemotaxis. NCBI's taxonomy places the organism in Eukaryota, Metazoa, Chordata, Actinopteri, Syngnathiformes, Syngnathidae. Gene Ontology annotation, molecular function: chemokine receptor activity.